Anolis carolinensis (green anole) is the source of this 1483-nucleotide messenger RNA. RefSeq names its product pancreatic and duodenal homeobox 1 (gene pdx1). NCBI's taxonomy places the organism in Eukaryota, Metazoa, Chordata, Lepidosauria, Squamata, Anolidae. Bases 124 to 975 code for a protein of 283 amino acids. The record is from RefSeq and is a predicted model, not a curated record. Gene Ontology annotation, molecular function: RNA polymerase II cis-regulatory region sequence-specific DNA binding; DNA-binding transcription factor activity, RNA polymerase II-specific. Gene Ontology annotation, cellular component: nucleus. The transcript is spliced from 2 exons. Gene Ontology annotation, biological process: type B pancreatic cell differentiation; regulation of transcription by RNA polymerase II.
CAAUGGGGAGGCGCCUCCGACAGCCAAUGAGAAGGCAUCUCGAGUUCUGGCGCACCUUCAGGCUUCUCAUCUGCAGGUGGAGCGGAGUUCUCCCAGGGUUUGGGUCCCUCCGGCUGGCCGGCCAUGAACGCCGAGGAGGAGCAGUAUUUCUCGGCCAGCCAGCUCUACAAGGAGCCCUGCGCCUUCCAGAGGUCCCAGGACUACAGCCCCAGCCCGCCCGCCUGCCUCUACAUGGGCAGGCAGCCCCCACCGCCCUAUGCCAACCUUCUGGGAUCUUUGGAGCAAGGCAGCCCGCCGGACAUUUCGCCUUAUGAGGUGCCCCCCAUCGCCGAGGAGCCGGGCCUCUCCCACCUCCAGCCCCACCACCACCACCACCCUCACCACCUGCCUCCUCCUCCGCACCAGGAAGCCUUGCCCGCCUUCGCAGAGGGCCACGACGCCGGGGUCCUGGAGGAGACCAGGGGCCCCUUGCCCUUCCCGUGGAUGAAGUCCACCAAGGCCCACGCCUGGAAGGGACACUGGCCUACCACUGGGGGCGCCUUCCUGGUGGAGCCAGAGGAAAACAAGCGGACGCGGACAGCGUACACGCGGGCGCAGCUGCUGGAGCUGGAGAAGGAGUUCCUCUUCAACAAGUACAUCUCCCGGCCGCGCCGUGUGGAGCUAGCCCUCCUGCUGAACUUGACCGAGCGCCACAUCAAGAUUUGGUUCCAGAACCGUAGGAUGAAGUGGAAGAAGGAGGAGGACAAGAAGCGGGGCGGGGGGCUGCGCGGGGCUGCAGGGGGCCCAGCGGCCCCCGAGCAGGACUGCGCCGUCUCCUCCGGGGACCCCCUCCUACCCCACAAGGAGGAGGAGGAGGAGAAGGAGAAGGAGAAGGAAGGCCCGGCCAAGGGGGAGGAGGGGGCCUCUCUGGAAAGGGGCUCCCUCUCCCUCUCCCUCUCCCCCAGGGCCCAGCAGCACCCACAGGAAACACGGUGAAAGCAGAGCCAAUGGGAUGCCGGUGCGACACUGGGAGUAUCCGUGGCAGGGACGGGGAUUCAAGGAGACUUUGAUGAAGGACACACUUCUCAAGGGAAGAGAAGGGGUGGGAGCAACAAAGGGACUUGAUUCCUCCCAGUUCCAGUACUUCUUGUACCUUGUUUUACACUCCCACUGUGAAAAAAGAGACACUUUUGGUCAGAAGCGGGUUUAUUUCGAAUGUGUUGGAUAGAAACUGAGGCCGGAUCGACACUGCCCUAUAUCUCAGGAUCUGAUCUCAGAUUCUCUGCUUUGAACUGGGUUAUAUGAGCCUCCACUGUCAUGUAAUCUGGGAUAAGAAGAUAAUCUGGGAUCAGAUCCUGGGAUAUAGGGCAGUGUAGAAGAGGCCUGGAAGUACUGAAGUGACCUCUGGGUAACAAAUGUCCAGCCGCUGCCAGAACCGGGAGAGGGGUGAGGAAGGAUCCAGGAAUGUAAACCAGACCAAAAAUAUAUAUGACAACAUCUGUGA